Prunus armeniaca (apricot) is the source of this 678-nucleotide messenger RNA. The record is from the annotation of a GenBank genome assembly. Lineage: Eukaryota; Viridiplantae; Streptophyta; Magnoliopsida; Rosales; Rosaceae.
AUGAAGCGGAUGCAAGAUGAGAUGGAUCAGAAGCUGGAACUCCGCCUAAUAGCCCUUGAGCGUGAACGAGGUCCAGGACCUCUCGACCUGGUCACGACAACUGACAUCCUACCAUUCAGUAGGGACAUCCUUGAAUUCAAGCUCCCAAAAGAUUUCAAACAGCCUAGGAUGCAACUCUAUGAUGGGACCACUGACCCGGUGGACUUAUUGAAUGACUUCGGUUACUGGAUGAACGUGAAGGAUGUUGGAGAUGCCAUGAAAUGUUGGGCUUUUCCUCUACUCUUAGAAGGAUCAGCUAAGGAUUGGUUCAAAUACCCACCUAACUACCUCCUCAGCAUCAGGCAGGGCGCUAAGGAGAAGUUGCGGGGCUACAUCAAUCGUUUCAAUCGAGAAGUAAUUAGCAUCCCUAGUUGCUCCAAAGAUACGCCCUAUACUGCCCUUCUAGGUGGGUUUCGGAGAGGAUCUUUCCUGUUCCAUGUCAACAAGUUUCCACCUAAGAGUUAUGAGGACCUGGUGUCCGAGGUGUAUUGUCAUGCCAUAGCUGAGGAGAUGACAUAUGACACACCAGAAGGAAAGGAUCAGUCGCAGCCUGGUGUAGGAGAUAAACGGAGAGAAGAUUGGAAUGAUGUGCGGGAGAAGCCAGACUACAAGAAAGGAAGAUUUGAGAAUUCUAGAUGA